CUCUUUACUGUAAGUAAGUUAAGACAGUGGAAAUGGGGAAUGGGACAACUGUCCAGGACUUUAUCCUGGAGGGAUUUCCUGCUGUCCAGCACCUGGGGAUCCUCCUCUUCUCGGUGCACCUGCUGGCAUACCUGGCCUCCAUCACAGGAAAUGUAGUCAUCGUCUCCAUUGUCUGCACCAAUGCCCGUCUGAAAACCCCCAUGUACUUCUUCCUCGGCAUUUUCUCCUUCGCUGAGUGUUGUUUUACCAGUACUGUCAUCCCUAAGUUGUUGGCUAUAUUUCUUUUAGGGAAACAAACAGUUUCCUUUGUUGCCUGUUUCAUACAAGCCUUCGUCUUUGUAUUUAUCGGGGCAUUUGGUUUUCUUCUCAUAGCUGUGAUGUCGGUGGACAGGUGUGUGGCUAUCUGCAGGCCUCUUCAUUACCCCACCAUCAUGAACCCGAGGACCUGCACCCUCCUAAUCAUGGCCUGCCUUACUACGACCUUCUCCCUUAUCACUUGGGUAGUAGUGAAGGUAUCCCAGUUAUCCUUCUGUGGCCCCCGUGUCAUCCCACACUUCUUCUGUGACCUUGGCCCUCUGAUCCGCCUCUCCUGCUCCGACACCAGCUCUGUGGAAGCUCUGACUUUUGGUCUUGCUUUGCUUCUCCUCCUCUCAUCCCUCACUGUAACCAUCACUUCAUACAGCAGCAUAGUCGUCACGAUCGUGCGUCUCCCAUCAGCCAAGGAGAGACAGAAGGCUUUCUCCACCUGCUCCUCCCACCUCAUCGUCCUCUCGCUGAUGUACGGCAGCUGUAUAUUUAUAUACGUGAAACCAAAGCAAACAAGCAGGCUGGAAUCCAACAGAGAGGCUGCUCUCAUGAAUACAGUGGUGACGCCGCUUCUGAAUCCUGUCAUCUACACCCUGCGCAACAAGCAGGUCCACCAUGCUCUGAGAGAGACUGUGUGCAGAAUAAAAAUAUCAAGAUAAGAAAACAUUAUGUGUUCUUGGGGUGGAAAUAAUCAGAAUUCCCCCCCCCCCAAUUUAGCAAGUGCACAAGCCUUAGCAUUUCAGAAUCACAGAGUUCACAUGCCUUUUGUGUAAAUAUCCCCAUAAAAUGCAGGUGUUUGUUAGCUCAUGCAUACUCUUUAAUGCAGUGUGUGUGCCUAAUCCGCCCUCCUUAGUCCACAUAUU
This is a messenger RNA of Peromyscus leucopus (white-footed mouse), 1169 nucleotides long. Its product is annotated as olfactory receptor 6M1-like. Gene Ontology annotation, cellular component: membrane. Gene Ontology annotation, molecular function: olfactory receptor activity; G protein-coupled receptor activity. The transcript has a single exon. The record is from RefSeq and is a predicted model, not a curated record. The coding region runs from base 33 to 965 and encodes 310 amino acids. Gene Ontology annotation, biological process: G protein-coupled receptor signaling pathway. Lineage: Eukaryota; Metazoa; Chordata; Mammalia; Rodentia; Cricetidae.